Molecule: messenger RNA, 1549 nt
Organism: Rhagoletis zephyria (snowberry fruit fly)
Lineage: Eukaryota; Metazoa; Arthropoda; Insecta; Diptera; Tephritidae
Product: phosphotriesterase-related protein
Biological process (GO): catabolic process
Molecular function (GO): hydrolase activity, acting on ester bonds; zinc ion binding
Source: RefSeq, a predicted model, not a curated record
AGAGUUUUUAAGGCUUCACAGUAUUAUUGGAGCGUUCACAGCGAUCACUGCUUAAUCAUAACAAAAGCUUGUACAUUAAUUGGGUUGUUCUUAUUUAAGUAGUUAAUAUUUUUUAUACAGAAAAAGACGAAAAGUGAAGAUGCCAAUUGUUCAAACUGUACUCGGUGCCAUUGAACCAAAUCUGUUGGGCCGUACUCUCACCCACGAGCAUCUGGCAUUGGAUUUUGAGGGAUUCUACUGUGAACCACCUGAGGAAUUCAAAUCGUAUUUAAACAAGAAAAUUAGCCUUGAAACGAUCGGCUACGUACGUCAAUAUCCCUACUCGUCGCAUGAAAAUGUUCACUUUUAUGGCGAAGAGGUUAGCGAAGCGGUCAAGAAAGAUGUGGCGCUAUAUAAGAAAUUAGGUGGCGGUUCAAUAGUGGAAAAUAGUUCACAUGGACUAAAACGCAAUUUAGAACAUUUUGUCGAUGUGGCAAAAAGCACUGGAGUUCACAUAAUCGCUGGCACUGGCCAUUAUGUACACAAUUUGCAGGAGAAGGACCAUUUGAGUAUGUCCGUUGAGCAAAUGACCGAUUUGUAUUCAAGAGAAAUCAUCACUGGUGUUGAAGUGGAAGGUGUCGGCAUGGUGAAAUGUGGUUACAUUGGUGAAGUGGGUAGUGUCUAUCCGCUACAUGAUUUUGAAAAGCAUGCAAUACGCGCAACCGGUGAAAUACAAGAAGUACUCGGUUGCGGUGUUUCAUUUCAUCCUGGACGUGAUGCAGAGGCGCCAUUCGAGAUAAUGCGUCUGUACUUGGAAGCUGGUGGACGCGCUGACAAAGCCAUUAUGUCGCAUGUGGAUCGCACCCUUCUCGAUGUCGAUCAAUUGCUUGAGUUCUCUAAAUUAGGCAGCUAUAUUCAAUACGAUCUCUUUGGUGCCGAGUGUUCAUUCUAUCAACUUAAUCCUGUCGUUGAUAUGCCAUCGGAUGGUCAGCGUAUUUCUAAUGUUUUGAAAUUGUUAGAGGAAGGUUUAGCGAACAGAAUAUUAUUGUCUCAUGACAUACAUACCAGACACCGAUUGACUUCGUAUGGCGGUCAUGGCUAUCAUCAUGUGUAUAUGAAUGUUUUGCCACGUCUGUUCGCAAAAGGUGUUUCUGUUGAGGAUGUGGAGCAGAUAACUGUAACAAACCCCGCAAAUUGGCUGCAAUUCAACAUCUAAUCGUGAUGUUUAUGGGCUUAUUUUUAACUAUACGUUUCAAAGAUUUCUUCGCUUUAAUAAUUAUAUAUAUUCUACGAUGGUUUCAAAAAGUGUUGUUACAAAUUAUUAUUAUAAAGUUUGGCCUGAAGUUUAUUUAAAUUAAAUACAAGUAGUAUUUCUUAAAUAGAUUCAAAGCAUGACGUUCACGUGCGACUAUCAUUACAGCUAUAUGAAGGAUACAUUUAUGAAGGGUUUAAAUACUUACUUCACCUGACGAAGAAUUCUUAGCGGCGCACAAUGUUUUAUUUCCAUGUUCUAGAAAUAUUAAAUUUCGAAACAUCAAAAUUUUUUUUUAGAAAUGCUUGACAAAGUCGA